This is a messenger RNA of Momordica charantia (bitter melon), 753 nucleotides long. RefSeq names its product MLP-like protein 328. Lineage: Eukaryota; Viridiplantae; Streptophyta; Magnoliopsida; Cucurbitales; Cucurbitaceae. The record is from RefSeq and is a predicted model, not a curated record. Gene Ontology annotation, biological process: defense response.
GCCAUUAUUAAUGGUGUAUUGGUUGUGGUGCGUGUGAAGCAAUCUAAGAGAGUGUUGAAGUUGAAACCAUGUCUCUUGUUGGGAAGUUGGUGAGUGAAUUGGAAAUAAAUGCUCCUGCAGAGAAGUACUACAAACUCUUCAAGGAUGAAGCUUUCCAUGUUCCCAAGGUUUCCCCCAAAAUCAUCCAACAAGUUGAAGUUCAUGAAGGUGAUUGGGACACCCAUGGCCAUGGCUCCAUCAAGAUAUGGAAGUAUAGCGUCGAUGGUAAGGAUGAAGUUUUCAAAGAGCGAGUGGAAUUUGAUGACAAAAAUCUCUCAGUAACCCUAAUCGGGUUGGAAGGAGACGUGUUCAAGCAUUACAAAACCUUCAACGCAAUAUAUAAAGUUGUACCAAAGAGUCCUGAACAUAGUUUGGCAGUUCUGACCUUAGAAUAUGAGAAACUCGAUGAUGGUUCUCCUUAUCCUUACCAAUACCUCGACCUCAUGAAUGGUAUCACCAAGGACAUUGAGUCACACCUUAAAUAAGAACCUUGAAUAUAUAUGGCACGAUCGAGCUCCAUCUCUUUCUAAUACAGUUGAUUAUGUUGUGUCAAAGUUUUUCUUUUCGUUUUGAAGUCAUCUGUUAGCUUUUCGUUGAAUUUGUAAAAAGUAAAUAAAUAAAUUGAUGAAGCUCGAUGAUUAUGUUUAUGUACUAUGUUUUAUUUUAUGUGAUUCAUAGUUUCUAUAAUAGAAGAUUGAUAUAGUUUUGUCAUAA